Messenger RNA from Ornithodoros turicata, 1373 nucleotides. RefSeq lists its product as uncharacterized. The coding region runs from base 43 to 1146 and encodes 367 amino acids. The transcript is spliced from 8 exons. Lineage: Eukaryota; Metazoa; Arthropoda; Arachnida; Ixodida; Argasidae. The record is from RefSeq and is a predicted model, not a curated record.
UUGUGUUGAUCAACUUGCAUUGCAUCAACUGGUGGGGGAAGGAUGAGAAAGAGUCGGGGUGUCGCUGCGGACAACAGAUACUGCAAACACGGAGGUCAUUCUGUCCUUGCACCGGCGCUGAUCAGGAUGAAUACCAGUUUCAAGCCGCUUAUCCUGCUUGCCGCUUGCAUUGCAUUUGGAACAGGUGUCCAUGGAAUAACAUGCGUACCGGAAUUUAACGCAAGAUGGUUUAAGGGCGGUCGUGCGGAGCAGUGCAGUUACCGAUGUAAAGGGCCCAACUCGUUCGUGAAUAUCCACGGAAUGGAAGACAAUGGCACACCGUGUAUCAUUGAGAGCAACAAAUUUGGAGUGUGCUACCAGGGACAUUGCUUGGAGCUAUAUCUGCAUCCUACACCAGUACCACCGGUCCUCGAAGAAGCAACAACCGGUAUAUCCAGUACAGCGGGAACUGCAACCAGGGCAUCGGUGGUCUCCUCACCGACCACCAGCGUACCCGAAGUUCCACAGCACCCAGAAUUCACAUCUACUGAAAGUGAAAAGGAAACAGCGACGAGGCAGUCUACAAGUAGUUCCACAGCCACGCCGGGUGACCAGUUUUUGACAGCCACGGCACCUGCAGUUUCGCAGCACUCAGAAUUUACACCCGCUACAAGACAAUGGGCAACAGCGAAGAAGCAAUCCACAAGUACCAGAUUGCCGAAAGAGGAAGCCACAUCCGAGAUGCCAUUGACGAGCACGCGAGCACGUGAACUCCAAACCACCACCCAGAAAACAAUCACAGCCGACACAAAAGGAACAGGUGUCCAUGGAAUAACAUGCGAACCGGCAUUCCGCGCAACAUGGUUUUCCAGCGAUCGGGUGCUGAGCUGCCGUUACCGAUGUGCAUGGUCCAUCGUAAACUACGGAAUAGAAGACAAUGGCACACCAUGUAUCAUCAAGCUAAGCAGGUUUGGGGUGUGCUACCAGGGAGAUUGCGUGAAGAAUCUGCCUCCUACACCUGCAAGACCGGCCCCGGAUGAAGGUACCACACUGUUAGAAGAAAAGGUAUAUAAAAGCCACGCCGGGGAACAAUUAAGUAAACGACAACCGGGAUACCAAAAGUUUCACAGCCCCCAGGAUUGUCAUCUACUGAGAGGAAGAAGGUAACAGCGACGAGGCAGUUAAACAAGUUCUUCCAUAAGCCACGCCCGGUAACCAUAUCUCGACAGCCACCACACCUGCAGUUUAGCAUCAGACCUGACUGCAUAUGACUCAAUUACAACUACAGUUAACUAUAAAAAAGUAUUUGAGCUACACUGUAUUGCAUUCAUGUCAACACGUAUGUUUGUUGUGUAACUUUUAUAUGUGUAAUAAAAAUACAAACGACAAGUGGA